GGAUGCUUGAAUCCCUUGCAUCUCUACUUUUUUUACGCCCAAACACCAAAUGCCCACUUUGCCCACUCCAGAGGAAGCUGGUGCCCAUGACGGCCAGACACGUCCCGCCACUCCCGCACACCAGGUCCCUCUCGAGACACCAGGAGCAGGCCCCUCGCGACUAGCUACGCCUGACCCCGGCCGCGACCUCGAACUCGACAUUGCAUUCGAGCGCGAGCUGGCUCUGGAUUCAGAGGACGAGGAGCAAGACAGAGAGAACUUCUUGCGGAAGCGGAACGAUUACCUCGAGCUCGAACAAUCUGUCAAGUCAAGUAACGAGCUGCUGCAUUCACUGGAAGAAUACCUAUCAACUUUCCAGACUGACCUCUCGGCGGUCUCUGGACAGAUUUCGGAGCUUCAGCAGAAGAGCUCGGAUAUUGAGAGCAGGCUCAACGGGCGCAAGGCAGUGAUACCCGCACUCAACGCUCUUCUUGGUGAUAUAACACUUCCGCCUUCGCUCGUCCUUACUCUUCGCGAUACACUUCCCUCCCAAAACUCUGAUAUUUGGCUUUCCGCCAUCAUACAGCUCGAUGAGAAGAUCACUGCAAUCAAAGCCCGGAGCAAGGUGCGGGCUGUGAAGGAAGUCGAACCGAUUAUAGACGGCCUCACAAUCAAAGCUCUUCAUGUCCUUCCGCCAUUUCUGCUCUCCCUUAUCAAACCUCUCAAAUCGGCAUCAAAAGGACUGUCAACAAAUAUGGGUGUGCUGCAAACGGGAGUCCUGCUGAAAUACCAACCCUUCUACGCAUUCCUCCUGAAGCACGCGCCAAGGUUGGCCAAGCAAGUUGAGAGGGGUUAUGUCAAUGCCGCCAGGGCAUUUUACGAGACCGGUUUCCGUCGGUAUGCUCGAGCUCUAGGUCAGAUCAGAGCUAGGACAGUGGAGAAGAACGAUUUGAUAGGGGUUGUAUCUAGUGAGGCCGCGGCAGCGGUUCUGAACGGAAACGGAACACAGGAAGGAAUGAAACAAGCGUAUGAGAGGUUAAAGUUUGCUGAAGUGGAUGAGGGGGCGGUCGUCCUGGCCUAUAUGGUCGACGACAAGGAGUUCCGAUUACCUAUCGAAGCAUUAUUCAGAUCACUGAGCCUUGUUCUGAUGGAUAAUGCUUCGGCAGAAUUCACCUUUAUCGUCCGCUUCUUCUCACGACCAUCCAGCCCUCCUGCGGAACCCAGAUCGUUCCUAUCCCCCGAAUCCACACCUCUCGACUCGCCCAGCCCGUCAUCUUUUGCCGAUCUGACAUCUGAAGCGGGCAGAAACCAAACGGCCAGAAAGAGGGUAGGGAUGAAUGAAUCCAACGAAUGGCUGAAAGAUGCGGAGCGUAUAUGGCACGAGGUGUUUGAUUCAGCGUUAGACUACUGCACCGGUUUCUUCCAGUCCAUGAUCGAUGUCCCUCCCCCUGCCAUACCGUUACUCACAGUCAUCCGGCUGAACGAUCAUUUGUUGGCUACGUGUGAUGCCCGAGGUACUCUCCCUCUUAUCCCGUACCUCACUGGACAAAAGCUCGCCAUGUGGCCGAUAUUCAGAAAGGAGAUGGAUCAGCACAUUGAAAGCCUGAAGAAGCUCGCCGACGAUGCGGAAGGGAAAGGACUGGCGGGGUUCAUGGGUAGAGGUGUCAAGGAUGGAGCAGUGAGACAGGUUGCAAGUCGUUAUGCGGGGCUGUUCACUUGCGUGACGGCGUUGAGUGAAGAGGCGGAUGAGGCCAUGUUGUUCUCUAGUAUGGCACGACUUCGCGCCGAGCUGGUUCGAUUGACACAUUUGCAGUCGCUCAAGAUCAAGUCUCCAGCUGAACGGCACUCGUUCCUUUCCUCCAUCUACGAGAUUGUCAUGCACGAGCUUGUCUCUGGACCGGGGCAGACAACGCAUCCGAGGUUGCAGAGCGAGCUGUCAUUUUUCCGGACUAGGGAGGAAGAAGCGAGAAGAAGAAUCAGUGAUGCUCAAUAAGAUAGACCGUUGUGCAUAUAUGCAUAAGCAAUCU
This is a messenger RNA of Cryptococcus deneoformans JEC21, 2006 nucleotides long. Its product is annotated as suppressor of action mutation 2-like protein, putative. The record is from RefSeq and is a predicted model, not a curated record. Lineage: Eukaryota; Fungi; Basidiomycota; Tremellomycetes; Tremellales; Cryptococcaceae. Gene Ontology annotation, cellular component: GARP complex. Gene Ontology annotation, biological process: Golgi to vacuole transport; retrograde transport, endosome to Golgi; endocytic recycling. The coding region runs from base 50 to 1972 and encodes 640 amino acids. Gene Ontology annotation, molecular function: syntaxin binding. The transcript is spliced from 6 exons.